This is a messenger RNA of Haliaeetus leucocephalus (bald eagle), 1289 nucleotides long. It is a transcript of the gene NUBP1, whose product is annotated as nucleotide binding protein 1. Gene Ontology annotation, molecular function: ATP binding; 4 iron, 4 sulfur cluster binding; ATP-dependent FeS chaperone activity. The record is from RefSeq and is a predicted model, not a curated record. Gene Ontology annotation, cellular component: cytosol. Gene Ontology annotation, biological process: iron-sulfur cluster assembly. The transcript has 12 exons. Bases 1 to 1173 code for a protein of 390 amino acids. NCBI's taxonomy places the organism in Eukaryota, Metazoa, Chordata, Aves, Accipitriformes, Accipitridae.
AUGCGGUUCUUAGGCUGUGAUGUUACCAAUGAAAGGGAGGACAAGGCUGUGCUCAGGCAGCCCUGGGAGAGACAGAAAGGGAGCAGUGACUGGGAAGCGGAGCGUAUUCGCCCGCAGUACUUUCCUUGCGGGCUGUGCAGCACCGCGCUCCCAGCUAAGCCGACGCGGCUCCGGGAGUACGUCUCCUCCGAGCGGCCGGCCGCCCGGCGUCGCUGCGGGGCUGGCUGCGCGGGCGCCUCCCUUAACGCCCAGGUUUCGGCACCGACGUGGGUCUGCGGCACCGCCGCCGAGCGCCUCCGUCCGAAGCCCGGGGUGACGGCGGCCGUGUCGCCCGCAGCGGAGGCGGCGGAGCUGCGGGAGCGGCUGCGCGCCGUGAAGCACACGAUCCUGGUGCUCUCCGGGAAGGGCGGCGUGGGGAAGAGCACCUUCAGCGCCCUCCUGGCUCACGGGCUGGCGGCAGACGAGGCCAAGCAGGUUGCUCUGCUGGACAUAGAUAUCUGUGGGCCAUCAAUCCCUAAAAUGAUGGGUCUAGAAGGAGAACAGGUUCAUCAGAGUGGAUCGGGAUGGUCUCCAGUGUACGUUGAAGAAAACUUAGGUGUAAUGUCAGUGGGGUUCUUGCUUAGUAGUCCUGAUGAUGCUGUCAUCUGGAGGGGACCAAAAAAAAAUGGGUUGAUCAAACAAUUUCUUCGUGACGUGGACUGGGGUGAAAUCGACUACCUGAUUGUAGAUACGCCUCCAGGAACAUCAGAUGAACACUUAUCUAUUGUGCAGUAUCUCAGUGCAGCACACAUAGACGGUGCUGUUAUAAUCACUACCCCUCAGGAAGUAUCACUUCAGGAUGUUCGGAAGGAGAUCAACUUCUGCCAUAAAGUGAAACUGCCAGUCAUAGGUGUUGUGGAAAAUAUGAGUGGCUUUAUUUGUCCAAAGUGUAAGAAUGAAUCACAGAUCUUUCCCCCAACUACUGGAGGUGCAGAGAAGAUGUGCCAGAACUUAAAUGUUUCCCUCCUGGGUAAAGUGCCUCUAGAUCCUCAAAUAGGAAGAAGUUGUGACAAAGGCCAGUCUUUCUUAUCUGAAGCACCUGAGUCUCCAGCUACAUCGUCUUACAGGAAUAUCAUUCAAAGAAUUCAGGAAUACUGUGAUCAACACCCUUUUCAAGAAGAGAAAAUUAUCUAAUCUAUGAAUGGAAUAAAAAUGUAGUUCACAUUUAAUUAUAGAAAAGUAACUUAUGCCUUGAUUUAAUAGAAGGAAUGUAUUCUUUUUAUAUAUUGCAAAUAAAUUCUUAACAUAAA